Molecule: messenger RNA, 2418 nt
Organism: Musa acuminata AAA Group (dessert banana)
Lineage: Eukaryota; Viridiplantae; Streptophyta; Magnoliopsida; Zingiberales; Musaceae
Product: cyclin-A3-1-like
Exons: 7
Coding region: 76-1092 (338 amino acids)
Biological process (GO): regulation of cyclin-dependent protein serine/threonine kinase activity; mitotic cell cycle phase transition
Cellular component (GO): cytoplasm; cyclin-dependent protein kinase holoenzyme complex; nucleus
Molecular function (GO): cyclin-dependent protein serine/threonine kinase regulator activity
Source: RefSeq, a predicted model, not a curated record
UCCGCCUCUCACCCCCCCCCCCCCCAACCCCAAACCUACAGCCAGGCAUAGAGAGAGCGAGAGGGGUCGGGAUCCAUGGCGGAUAAGGAGAACUGCGCCCCUCGCCUCACCCGCGCGGCCGCCAAAAGGGCCGCCUCCGCUCAAGUCCCCAGUCCCCCCGCCCAGCCGCCGGCCAAGAGGAAGCGCGUGGCCCUCAGCGAGCUCCCCACCCUCUCCAAUGUCGUCACCCUCGCCACGGCGGACCCCUCCACCCCUCCCCCUUCUAAGCUUAAAUCGAAGCCCAGGAAGAAGGUGGAGGAGUCGGAUGACCGGGAACUUGCUCGGGUUGAAGUUGCUACCUCGUCGGAUGGUGGCUCCGACAUUGAUGAUCCGCAGAUGUGUGCGCAUUAUGCGUCUGAUAUCUAUCAGUACCUCAGAUCAAUGGAGGUGGAGGCAAAGCGGAGGCCUUUGGCGAAGUACAUGGAGACGGUUCAGAGCGAUGUCACCGCCAAUAUGAGGAGCAUUCUUGUGGAUUGGCUUGUCGAGGUGGCGGAGGAAUACAAGCUGGUCUCUGAUACCCUACACAUCACCAUCUCGUACAUUGAUCGGUUCCUUUCGUUCAAUGCGAUCAACAGGCAACGACUGCAGCUCCUGGGGGUGUCCUCCAUGCUCAUUGCUUCGAAAUAUGAAGAGAUUAGCCCACCUAAUGUGGAAGAUUUCUGUUAUAUCACGGAUAAUACGUACACAAAGCAAGAGGUGGUGAAAAUGGAGAGUGACAUCCUAAAGUUUCUGAAGUUUGAGAUGGGCAAUCCCACCAUCAAGACUUUCCUGAGGCGAUUCAUACAGGCAGGUCAAGAAGAUGGCAAAUACUCAAAUCUGCAAUUUGAGUUCUUGGGAAGCUACCUUGCGGAGUUGAGUUUGCUGGACUAUGGCUGUGUUCAGUUCUUGCCAUCAGUAAUUGCAGCUUCUGCUGUUUUUGUUGCUAGAUUCACACUUGAUCCCAAAAGCAAUCCUUGGAACAAAAGAUUGAAAGAGUGUACUGGUUAUAAUGUGUCUGAUCUGAAGGAGUGCAUGAUGAUUAUGAUUUAUGGUUGUUCGAUGAAUUCCAUGUAGCAGAGAUAACCUGCGGGCGGGCAUAGGGAAAGCUAUCAUUGCUGUUGCCAAUAACACAUUAUUAUAAGGGUAUGGGUGUAAUCCUAGAGGUAUGGGCAGACUAUCUGACUUGCUUUGAUGCGAGGUCUACUUCUGUAGUUGCUUGGCGUCUGAAAGCAGUACCAACAGGACUAAGCCUGAAACAAGGUAGUUACAGACUAAAAGAACUAUGCCACUCCACCAGGCUAAGAAACCUAGCAACCAGGCUGAUACCGGGUAGACUCAGAACCAAACGAGUACAUCACCAACCAGUGAAUCCAAGGCUUAACUCGGUGCUACUAAGACUGAUGCUAUUGCUGGUAAGACUUAACCGAGGUAGUGGCAGGACUGAUGCUAAGUAUACUCAGACUCAAAGCAGUGCUAACAGGACUUCAAUCGGUGCUGCUAGGCAUGUAGCUUCAGAGUUCACUCCAGUAGUUACAGGCUUGAACCAGUGUCACUCAGGCUGAUGCGGUGGCUGCUAGGUAUGUAGCUAAGGUCUCUAACUCAAAGGUAGCUAAGGUCUAGUAGCUAUGGGUAUGUAGCUAGGGCAGACUUAUGUUGGGUAUUAUCGGACUGAUGCGUGCCCCUACUAUGCUGGGUAGCUAGGGUAUCAACUGAGCGAGUAUCGGUAUGUAGCUACUCAGACUUCAACAAGUACUACUCAGAAUAGAACUAAGGAGUCUUUAGCUCGCUACCGUUUAACACAGGCUCCCGAAAGCAUCUAUUGUAAUAACUUUGUUAUGGCUAUUACUGUUGCUACCGCACUCAGUCUUGCGCCGCCUAAACUCACUGCCGCGACACAUUAGUAGUGUCUUGAUUGAGUAUUCGGAAACUCAAUAUUCAAGGGACUUUGUAGUAAAUGAGAUCCCUCCCUUGAAUGUGAAGGAACAUGAGACUUCAAUCUGGCUUCUCCUGAGGAUAACUCUGAAGCGCUCUGGAUGUAUCUAAUGUCUUAAUCAAAACAUUGUGGACCUGAUGCUCAAGAAGGCAUCGAAACUUGCUGACUGCAGUUUUGCUGAUGAAAAAUACAUGCUUUUUUGGAGGUAGGAAGAACAGACUUAUGCUCAAGUUUUACCAUGUAGGAACAUAGGAAAUACUGUGUAUUCUUGUUCUCACAUGAUGACUUUGAAGACAUGUAAGGUGCAUAUGGGUUGCUCAUUUUGUUCAGGUUGAGCAUAUGAAGUUUGAGAAUUUGCAAUUAAUAUCAAAAUAUUUUGAUUAUGUCCUUGUGUGUGUGUGUAUGUGUGUGUGUAUGUAUAUAUGUGUGUGUGUGUCUGUGUGUGUAUGUGUGUAUGUAUAUUCUCA